Molecule: messenger RNA, 1380 nt
Organism: Onthophagus taurus
Lineage: Eukaryota; Metazoa; Arthropoda; Insecta; Coleoptera; Scarabaeidae
Source: RefSeq, a predicted model, not a curated record
AUGAAGGUGAUUUUAUUAGUCGCUCUUUUGAGCGUUGUAGGCCUAAACGCCUUUACUUUAACGAGAGAUGUUCCAAAAGAUGUCGUUGCUCAAGUUUUACCAAUCCUGGGGGGAGAAUCCCCUGAAGAAGCCCCAACCGCCGAAACUCUUCCAAUCAUUGGUGGAGAAACCCCAUCUUUAGAGAUCGGAAAUCUCCCAUCUCUUGGAGAUCUUUUCCCUGUUAUAGAUGAAACUGAGUCUUUAGUUCCGGUGAAUCCCAUCAUUGAAGGUGGUGAAACCCCAACGAUCGAAGUUGGAAAUCUUCCAUCAAUUGGAGAUCUUUUCCCAAGUAUUGACGAAACUGGACCUUUAGUUCCGGUGAAUCCCAUCAUUGAAGGUGGAGAAUCCCCUACCAUUGAAAUCGGUCACUUACCAUCCAUCGAUUGGAGUUUAAUUCCGUGCGAAAUUCCAGAAGAUAUCUUGAAACCUCUUCCAAUCCCAAUCGAACCAGAAGAAGUCGAAGUUGUUCCAUCUCCACUUCCACUCCCAAUUAAUCCAGGAGAUUUCGAACAAGGAGUUGAAAUCAAUCCAAACCCACUCCCACUUCCAAUCGAUCCAGAAGUUGAAAUUAAUCCAAAUCCACUUCCUCUUCCAAUCGACCCAGAAGUUGAAAUUAAUCCAAAUCCACUUCCUCUUCCAAUCGAACCAGAAGAAGAAGUCGAGUAUAUUGAACAACUUCCAAUCGUCCAGAAGUUGAAAUUAAUCCAAAUCCACUUCCUCUUCCAAUCGACCCAGAAGUUGAAAUUAAUCCAAAUCCACUUCCUCUUCCAAUCGAACCAGAAGAAGAAGUCGAAACCCGAAAUUAAUCCAAACCCACUCCCACUUCCAAUCGAUCCAGAACCAGAAAUUAAUCCAAACCCACUCCCACUUCCAAUCGAUCCAGAAGAUGGAAACAUUGAAAUCAACCCCAACCCUCUUCCACUUCCAAUCGAACCAGAACACCCAGAAGUCGAAAUCGAAUAUAUCCCAGAAAAUCCAAUCAAUGUUAAACCACAACCUCUCCCACUUCCAAUCAACCCAAUCGAACCUGAAAUUGAAGUUGAAUUGGUUCCUGAACCAGUAGUUCCAGAAAUGCCAGAAAUCGAAUGGUUGCCAGAACCGGAAGGUGGAAACUCACUUCCAGUGAACCCAUUACCAUUACCACUUCCAAUUGAACCAAUCGCACCGGAAAUGCCAGAAAUUGAAUGGUUACCCGAACCAGAAAUUGAUUGCGAAACUGAUGAUUCGGUUGAAAUAAUCUCUCCUGAAGUGUUACCUUUACCUAUUGAUCCAAUUGAAGAAACCGAAGACGGUUUGGUUCAUCCAUCGAAACCACAAGUUCUUCCAAUUAACAAACCUUAA